Messenger RNA from Clupea harengus (Atlantic herring), 4065 nucleotides. It is a transcript of the gene tcirg1b, whose product is annotated as T cell immune regulator 1, ATPase H+ transporting V0 subunit a3b. Gene Ontology annotation, biological process: vacuolar acidification; proton transmembrane transport. The record is from RefSeq and is a predicted model, not a curated record. Gene Ontology annotation, cellular component: plasma membrane; vacuolar proton-transporting V-type ATPase, V0 domain; vacuolar proton-transporting V-type ATPase complex. Lineage: Eukaryota; Metazoa; Chordata; Actinopteri; Clupeiformes; Clupeidae. Gene Ontology annotation, molecular function: proton-transporting ATPase activity, rotational mechanism; ATPase binding.
UACACGCGUUUGAGUUUGUCUCGCAGGCAAGUUCGCUGUCGUCACGUGAAUGCAGGAGUAACGUGACUUUUGGGAGAAACGGGAAGUGAGUGAAUCAUGAUCAGAUGCCUGUUGGUCUUGAGAACUAUACCCGUGUCUGAAGUGGGAGAACUUCAGUAGGUCUCUUGUUUUUUCGGUUACCUUUAUGCUUGUGGUAGGUAAGUUAACCUAACAGUUAACUUGACGGGCAAAGGCAACAGCGCUCGACUCUAACUGCUGUUGAGGGAGGUGACUAUGGGGUCUUUGUUUCGGAGUGAGGAAGUUUGCCUUGUGCAACUUUUCCUUCAGUCCAGCUCAGCAUACAACUGUGUCAGUGAACUGGGAGAACUGGGAAUAGUGGAGUUCCGUGAUUUAAAUCCUAACGUGAAUGCAUUUCAGAGGAAGUUUGUAGGUGAGGUGAGGCGCUGUGAGGAAAUGGAGAAGACUUUUGCCUUCCUGGAGCAGGAGAUUGGCCGCUCUCUGUCGCCCACCCUGCGUACCCCUUUGAAGCAGCUACCCCUGCAAACCCCCCCAGCCCCCCAACCCAGGGAGCUGCUCACCAUCGAGGAGGAGAGUGAGAGGCUGGCUCGCGAGCUAAGAGAGGUUUCCAGGAACAGAGAUAGCCUCCGUGCUCAGCUUACCCAGCUGUGCCAAUACAAGGGAAUGCUCAGUCAGACCCUCUCUCUCACUGAAUCACAGGCUCCUCCGCCCUCCUUUGAAACCGCCGGCCGGCAGGAUGUGCGCCUCAGCUUCGUGGCGGGCGUAGUCCACCCCUGGAAAGUACCAUCCUUCGAACGGUUGCUAUGGCGAGCAUGUCGCGGUUACAUCAUUGUUGACUUCUGUGACAUGGAGGAAAAACUGGAGCACCCCGACUCUGGGGAGAUGAUCCAGUGGAAAGUCUUCCUCAUCUCUUACUGGGGAGACCAGAUUGGCCAGAAAGUGAAGAAGAUCUGUGACUGCUUCCACACACAGACCUUCCCGUAUCCAGACAGUGUUGCUGAGAGAGAGGAGAUUCUCGGUGGAUUGGGGGUGAGGAUUGAAGACAUCAAGUCGGUGAUGACUGAGACGGAGCAGUACCUGCAGCAGCUGCUGGUGAAGGCCCUGGCCGUGCUGCCCCAGUGGAAGGUGCGCGUGCAGAAGUGCAAGGCCGUGCACAUGGUGCUCAACCUGUGCAGCCCCUCCGUCACGGAGAAGUGCCUCAUCGCCGAGGCCUGGUGCCCCGUGAGCCAGCUGCCUGCCCUGCAGAGUGCCCUCAGAGAGGGGGGGAGGAAGACUGGUAGUGCAGUGGACUCAUUCUUCAACAGACUUCCCACCACAGUUUCCCCUCCUACCCUCUUUCCCACUAACUCCUUCUCCGUGGGCUUCCAGAACAUCGUGGAUGCUUAUGGAAUAGCCUCCUACAGGGAGGUAAACCCAGCGGUGUUCACCAUCAUCACAUUCCCCUUCCUGUUCGCCGUCAUGUUUGGGGACGUGGGUCACGGUAUGCUGAUGUCCUUAAUUGCUCUCUGGAUGGUGUUGGAAGAGAAAGACCCUAAACUGAGGAACAACACCAACGAGAUCUGGCGCAUGAUGUUUGGCGGGCGGUACCUGAUUCUACUGAUGGGGCUGUUCUCUGUGUACACGGGUGCCAUCUACAACGAGUGCUUCAGCCGAGGACUCAGUCCCUUCUCCUCUGGGUGGCACAUCCAACCCAUGGCCCAGCAUUACAACUGGACGGCUGAAGAUAUAAGUAACAAUCAAUACCUCACUUUGGAUCCUAAUGUCCCAGGGGUGUUCACUGGACCAUACCCUUUUGGCAUUGACCCAAUAUGGGGUAUGGCCAAUAAUCACUUAACGUUCCUCAAUUCAUACAAGAUGAAGAUGUCUGUAAUCAUUGGAGUUAUCCACAUGACCUUUGGCGUCUGUCUGUCCUUCUUCAACUACGUGCACUUCAAACAGUUCAGCUCUAUAUUUCUGGUGUUGAUCCCUGAGCUGAUGUUCAUGCUGUGUUUGUUCGGAUAUCUGGUAUUCAUGGUGAUUUUUAAGUGGCUGGCCUACGGACCUGCCGACUCCAACAAGGCACCCAGCAUUCUCAUCCACUUCAUAAACAUGUUCAUGUUCACUGAAAACGCGAGCAAUCCUCCUCUCUAUGAGGGACAGAUGAUGGUGCAGGCGGUUUUGGUGGUGGUGGCUCUGUGCGCUGUUCCUGUGUUGCUCCUGGGGAAGCCCAUUCACCUGUAUGUCCAGCACAAGAGAAGGGGCGGCCAUCUCACGGGGGACCGGCGGCCACUGCUGGCAGAGAAUGGUUCCAUAAAUGCCCAGCAGGUGGAGGUAGAGAGUGGCAGCCAUGCUGAAGAAGAGGAGUUUGACGCGGCAGAUGCGUUCAUGCACCAGGCCAUUCACACCAUAGAGUACUGCCUCGGCUGCAUCUCCAACACCGCGUCCUACCUGCGCCUGUGGGCGCUGAGCUUGGCCCACGCACAGCUGUCUGAGGUGCUCUGGGUGAUGGUGAUGAGGAUUGCGCUGAGGUCCCAGCCGUAUGUGGGCUCUGUGAUGCUGGCAGCCAUAUUUGCAGCCUUCGCAGUGCUCACGGUGUCCAUCCUGCUGGUCAUGGAGGGACUCUCUGCUUUCUUGCACGCACUUAGAUUGCACUGGGUGGAGUUUCAGAAUAAGUUCUACGGUGGAACCGGAUACAAGUUCAACCCAUUCGCAUUCACAUCCAUAAUCAGCAUUUCAUUAGGGAAUUAAUUCAUGACUUGUUUUUUGCCUAUUACAUGUUGUUGAAGAAUUAUGUAAUGAAAUCAUGCAUUUGAUAUGCACUACGGGCACCACCAUUUUAAAGAUGGCGUUUGCGGUCCUUUCUUUGUCUUUGCUUUUGUUUUUAAAAUUUUAAUUGCAUUAAUUCUUUAGUGGUAUGUUAUAGCUUUGGUAUUCUGUUCAAUCCCAUUGGUGACUUCACCUCUCAAAUCUCUGUACCAUUGACGUGACCAAUAUAUGUGCCAAACAAAUUUUGUGACGUACAUUAAGUGCGACUGAGACUGACUCGAAGGUCGUCAUGAACGUUUCUCCUAUCGAUACAACCAUUUUUUUCUUACCUGAUGACAUGCCAGAUCCCUGAGGAAAUCAAACAUUUUACAGAUCAGUGUAAACUUCACAGAAAACAUUUUUUGUCAUAUAUGAAAAUUGUUACUGAUCCAUGAACAGACACCUGUCACUGUCACAGAUAUUUUGCCUCUAGUGUCUCCAAACGUUACCCAUACAGUGUUUCUACCUCAUGGAGUAAAUGCAUCGCCUAAAUGUCUUAGAAACGUGUACACUUUGAGUGCUCCACUUUUGACAAUGAACUUUGUGGGGUUUGUAGGAGCUGAUUUAGAGAAGCAUCAUGCGAAUGGUCCCGUUUAGUUCUCCUUCCCCUCGAAAUGAUUCCAAUGCUUCAAAGACCAUUCUAAGCUGUUUUUUCAUCUUUUUUUGAUGAUUUCAUGAACAACAUCCCAAUAUUUUAUGAAGUCGUUUUUAUUUACUUAGACCAUGUCAGAUUGUAGCCUAACAUUCACAUUUUUUCUCUCCCACCUCUGGAAACAUGGAUUUACAUGUAUUGACUGACAGUCUGUCAUUUCCCCCCUAAAUUUGAUCAAAUGUUUUACAAGUUGCUUUGAACAAAAGGGUCCAAACUAUAACUUUAACUAUGUAAUGUGUCUGCUACAGUCCUCAAGCAGUCCGUAUAAAUUAACCAAAGAAUUGCAUCGUGGAAGUGGAAGUGACGAUCUGAUAUAAAAAAUAAAGUGGCAUUUAAGUGUCUCAACCAGCAUGACAUUGAAGACAAAACUGGAUGUGGCAGGUAGCAAGCACAGUAAAACAAAGAGAAAAAAAAUACUUCUGUGGGCCAAUGUAAUUCUCUCUGUGGAAUGAGUUCACCCGACUGAACAGCUUUAAAAUUAUUUUUGUGAUCAUUGUCCGUGUUUUUCACUUUUUGUUUCACUUGUUUGAGCUGGUUUAAUGGAUGCUUAUUAAAGGGAAAACUAGCCGAUGAAUACUGUGAUCAUGUAUCCUUGGCUACUUGAAAUAACA